AUGACUACAAAUUUCUUGAACUCAAAACCUCAAAGUACCCGAAGCAAGCUUAGCAUCCCCAAUCACCCUUACGAAUGGAAUGAUCGGUUUUGGCUUGGUAGGAUUAGUGAUGUUUUACCUGAAAUUUCUUGUAAUUAAUAGCUAGUAAAAAGAGCUUAUUCAGGCUCUCUAACUGCUAGGACAAAUAUAAGAUCAGCAGUGUCUCUUUCGAGUAAUUCCUUACUGAAAUCAAGGCCUAAUACAGGAAUUUCUCCAAAAAUUAUAAAUUUGGGAAAGGAGAUAUUUAACUUAAAAAGCAAGCUUGAUUUAUCGUAUGACGCCAAAAAUGUCCCUGAUUUUCAUAAAAAUCUUUUUCGCACAUUUUUAUCUCUUCUCAAAGACCCUAACUUACAAUUAGAAGCCCUUAAAACUGAGCUUGAUAAUAUAAAACGAAAUUCCGCACCUAUUAUCUGUGUGAUUUCUGCAAUAAAAGAAAGAGAGGCUUUAUUGCAAAAAUUGAAAGAAAAAGUAUCAGAUGAAGAUUUAUCAAAAAAAGACUUGACAAAAUCACUAUUUCUGCUAGAAAUUGGAGAAUUAAUCAAAGAAGUCAGGUUGAAAAGCCUUGAAGUUGUUGAUAACGUCAAAGUCUGGAAAAGCUGCUUGCAAAUGCCAGCAGCAAAAUUUCUGUGAAAUGAUGAGGAAUAUUUUGAAAUCAUGAAAAAAGAUUAUCAAUUUCUGCUAGAAAGUCCAAUUGCUAAAGCCUUAAAUUUUCCACCAAAAUGCACAACAUUUUUUAUUCAACUUAAAACCCAAAGGUAGAGAGUAAAUAGAAACGAUCACUAUGGGCAAGAAUCCAAGAACUUUUUCAAAGUGAACCCACAGCUCCAAGCAAAAAUUAUAAGUGCUUAUCACACUUUAGGGAUUGAAAUAGCAAAGGUGUCUCUUGUUAAGAAAAGAAAAGUCAGACAAUCAAGGAACCCAACAAUUCAGUUAAAUUUUAAUUUCCAAGUUUCAUCAUUAGAAGAAAGGCCAAGCCAAUGAGAUAGCACUGAUAGCGAAGACGAAGUUCAAAAUAUCAUGGCUCUUGCAACUGAGCUUCAGGAGCAAUUUUUAUUUGAGCACUCAGAUAGACUGACUAAAGAUAUUGUCAGCGAAAGCUGCAGAGAAAUGAUAUCUGCGAGUCUAGUACUUUUUUCAAGCUCAGUCCUAGAUAAAUACAUAACUGAAGUCCUUGCCCAGCAAAUACACCAGGUAGCAAUGGUUGCAUAUCAAGAAACUACUGAUAGUGAGUAUAUCGAUUUCCAGCUUCAGAUUAUCCAAAAUGCAAUGGAAGAGAUUUUAUUAGAAUCUUCCCAGGACACUAGUUCAUGUCAUUUAGCUGAAUUGAUUUCAAGUGUUAUGAGUGAUGGGCUGAACUUCACAGAAAUUGCUCAAGAAGCUAUAGAUGAAGAAAAUAACUGAAAUGUGAGGAUUAUUGUAUUGAUAUUUGAAGAGCUGGCUAGGGAUUUACUAGAAGAGGAAUGGUUUGAAAUUUUUAUUGAGGACACCUUGAGCUACACACGACUUGAUGAUAUGUGAAAUAUACUCCCAUUGCACGCUCAAAAGCAGCUGUAUAAAACAGACAGAGAAAAAAUACACAAUAAAAUGGCUGAGGACAUUUAUUUCGAAAUUUUAAAUAAUGUGGUAGGUGAUAUAUGGACUUUUUUAAUUAAAAUAUGGCGUCUUCGUCUUGGUAUGGCCUCCCGGCCAUACAUACUCGACUCAUAUUUUAAUUAUAUCCGGCAAGGUUUUACCAUUUCAGAGAUGGACUGCAAUGCUAGGUAAGCAAUUCUGGUAGCUUUCAGAGCCUAGCCCUAGUCUGUUCUUAGGGGUGGAUUUUUCCUCGUGGGGAAGGAGGGUGCAAGGUUGGAAAGGGGAAGCCCAGCAAAGUCCUCUGGACCAUUCGGGCAACUCCCUAGCGUGAAACUGGGCGUUACGUCCCAGGCUUUGCAUUUUUCCUUUUUGCCGAUAGCCGACCAGAAAAAUCCAUUUUUUUUGGGUUUUUCGGAAAAGCAACCAUGUACAAGCAAGUAGCUCAUCCAUGAGCCGUCGAAGACGUGGACAUUUGCCCUAGAAGCACCUUGGAGAUCAAAGCGAGUCUGUCCCCAGCGGACUGGUGGGCCCGAUGCGACGAAAGGCGAGUGAUAAACCUGGGGUCGUAACCCCGUAGUGGACGUUAAGCGAUAUAAAUACCAUAAGAUAAGAUAAGAUAUAUGGACUUUUAGGAUUGUAUGAGCUGUAAAAAACAACGAAGACGACGACAGCAUGGACAAAAUUUUUCCUGUGAGAGAAGAAAGGUCGUCAAAGCGCCGAAAUACAAGAAUCAAUAAUUAA
Blepharisma stoltei is the source of this 2352-nucleotide messenger RNA. NCBI's taxonomy places the organism in Eukaryota, Ciliophora, Heterotrichea, Heterotrichida, Blepharismidae. The record is from the annotation of a GenBank genome assembly.